Scylla paramamosain (green mud crab) is the source of this 6394-nucleotide messenger RNA. RefSeq names its product synaptic vesicle glycoprotein 2C-like. The transcript has 14 exons. Gene Ontology annotation, cellular component: membrane. Gene Ontology annotation, molecular function: transmembrane transporter activity. The record is from RefSeq and is a predicted model, not a curated record. NCBI's taxonomy places the organism in Eukaryota, Metazoa, Arthropoda, Malacostraca, Decapoda, Portunidae. The coding region runs from base 397 to 2391 and encodes 664 amino acids. Gene Ontology annotation, biological process: transmembrane transport.
UGCAUAGGACAAAAUGGGCUGGUAGGGCGUUAGAUAAUGAGCUGUUGCAAUGAAAAAAAAAAAAGUCUAGAUGCGCGCGCAGGUACCAGAGAGCGAGCUGCCGUGUUGAAGAAGCAGACUGGAUCACCCCGCAGGACUGGACGCGGCAGACAGCAACGCUGUUGUAUUUUCACUGUACAAACCGCUGCAGUCUACUGUUUGGUGUCUGUGUUCUCCGCCCUUCCUUGCCGUUGCCCGCACCUGCACAUAGCAUGGAAGAGGUCUUUUGUGGCAGCGUUGAAGUGUGACAAAUAAGUGCAAAGCAAGUGCAGCUGCCUAGUAAUUGAGAGCUUGUAAGGUUACCUUGAUCCCUGCCCUCCGACCCCCACCUCACCCUCGCGUAACACCAGGUUUAUAAUGAGUGGAGGUGGGGACGGAUUGGAGUCUGCGUCCCUUGUGCGUCACGGCAGCACCGCUGGACGCAGCUACAUGUCUGAAACAGGCGUGCAGCGUGAGGGUGCUUCGGGGCGUGGCGGCAGUGGGUCCGGUGCAGCUGCUGGAGUGGCUGGCGCUGGUCGAGAUAAUGUAGAGGCGAGUGACGAGCUUGAUUAUGUAGAGAGCGACGCCCCGCUCCUCUCACAGUUCCACGAAGAUGCCAUUCAGCAGGCUGGCACAGGGGCCUUCCAGCGGCUGCUUCUGUUGAUCGUGGGUUUGGGUCUGGCUGCUGACACUAUUGAACUCUUUGUGGUGGCGUACGUCAUCCCUUCAGCUGAGGUGGAAUUGUGUAUGUCUGGCACCGAAAAGGGAUGGCUGGCGGCCAUUACUUUCAUUGGAAUGAUGAUAGGAGCCAUGAUCUGGGGCAGCCUGAGUGACAGUGUGGGCAGACGGCGGGCUCUGCUAUCAGCUUUAUUUGUCAAUGCCUUAUUUGGCAUCAUGACAGCUUUCAUGCCUACUUAUGGAAACUUCAUGACCACAAGACUUUGCUCUGGGAUAGGAAUUGGUGGUGGAAUUCCCAUUGUGUUUGCUUACUAUUGUGAAUUCGUAACACAAGCAGAGCGAGGACGCCAGCUCUCCUGGCUAUUGGUGUUCUGGGCAAUAGGAGGAGUAUUCACAGCACUCAUGGCGUGGAUUAUUAUACCCAGAACAGGAAUCACCGUGGUGUUGGAUGAGGAACUUCACUUUAGCUCGUGGCGCAUCUUUCUUGUGGUGUGCUCAUUACCUUCUUUUGCUGCAGUCAUUGGCCUCUACCACAUGCCUGAAUCUCCCCGAUUCUUACUGGAGAAAGGUCGAGAAGUUGAAGCCAUGAUGGUAUACAAGAAAAUUUUCAAGUGGAAUAAUGCACAUAACCCAGGAGCAGAAUACCAGAUAACUGAGUUAGAGCUUCCUUCUGGAACACAGCGGCCUCUGAGACGCAGCAAUUCACCCCAGGGAACUGCCAAGAACUUUGGUGCUGACAUUACACAUGGUCUGGAAAAUUCAAUGGGGCUUUUUCUCCAGUUGUUCAUGCCACCAUACUUCAAGACCACAAUCCUGCUCCUCUUUGUGUGGCUUGCUUCAUCUUUUGGGUUCUACGGUCUUUCAGUAUGGUUUCCUGAAUAUAUCAAACUUGUAACAAGUGAAGAAUACAAUAGAAAUGCUACAGUCAUCAAAAAUACCAGAUAUGAAGACCAUCUCAUUAACAACACGCGUCUAGAUAACAUUCACUACUUCAACGUUGAUUUUGAGAAUGUCACAUUCAAGAAAACUGUCCUCAACCAUGUGUUGUUCCUUAAUUGUACAUUAUACAACUGCAUUUUCUCAGACAUCAGGAGCAGCAAAACUUUUUUCAAGUAUUCUAUCCUACAUCAAAUCAAUUUCACUGACACGGACAUGCAUUCCUACCGUUUCCCUGACUGUGAGAUGGACAACAUUACAUUUCAUGGCCUUGCUCCUGGCUGUCAGUUGGAUUUUGAUUACAACAUUCAUUACAAGGAAAUUUUUCAAGAAAACCUAAUUGGCCAGUUGACGAUGAUCCCAGGCACUCUUGCAGCAUCUCUCUUCAUGGAUAAGCUUGGUCGAGUAAAAGUUAUGAGUAUCUCCAUGACUUUAUCAUCAAUAUCUGCAUUUUUCAUCUGGUUUCUCAAGAGCAAAACAGGAGUUAUUGUAUUUGAGGCUGUGUUCAACUUUAUUUUCAUAUCUGGUUGGAAUGGAUUAGAUAUUGCCACAACUGAAGCUUUCCCGACGCACAUAAGAACAACUGCCUAUGGAUUCCUAAGUGCUGCAUCACGCAUUGCUGGAGUUUUAGGAUCACUUUGGUUUGGCCAAUUUAUCUACUCAAGUCAAGCAAUUCCUAUGCUCACUACCAGUGUUGUUCUCCUAAUAGGGGCAUUAUUCUCUCUUAAACUUAAGGAGACAAAAGACAAUCUUGUUUAAAUAAAAGAUGAAGUUGUCAGGUUUGGAUGGAAAAAAUAGUACUACACAAUAGUGGAAUGUCAAAAUGAUUGGCAAUUUGAUAAGUAUUGUUAGAAAUUAUGGAAAGGUAUAUUUAUAUAAUAUAUUUACAUUUGAAAAGUCAGUAUUUGUAUGAGUAAAUACUUGGCAGGUUUCCAACAGAAAGAUCAUUUACAUUCAUCAGUCUCUUUUAUGCUUUCAUGAGGGCUGGGCAGUGUCAUGGGCUAAUUCACAAGGUAGGUGCACUGUUUAUUUGAGCACCAUAAAAUUUGUCAGCUGCUGCUUCAAACCAUGAUCAGAAAUUAUAUACAAGUGAGAUCCACAUUGAAAAUAGAUAAAUGAAUAUGAAUAAUAAGUAGUGAAAGUUUGUGAGGAGGAAACAGGACAUGUUUUCAUGAAAAUUUAAAUUUAUUUCAGUGAAGACAUAUAAAGUAGUUAGUAUUUCAGUGAAAAAAUAUGAAAAGAGUUGGUGUUUCAGUUCUCCAAACUAUGUAUGUAAGAGUUAUAUGUCAGGUGUUACUAUAAAUGUGGCAUGACUUCUGUGACCAUGGUUUAUUAUGAAUAGUGUGAUAAUGAAAGUUUUAUACCUUCAUCAUUGGUUAACAUAUUCUUUUUAUGAACAAUAGGAUCCCUCCAUUACCACGCUUCUUCCCUCUCAAAAAUAGAUAAAAAAAAUAAAUAAAUAAUAAAAAGAUUAAAAGCCUGAAAUAAGGCCAGCUGACCAGUUCAUGCAGCCUACAUAAAUUUAGUUUCUAGGAAACUACUGAAGUGACCCAGAAGGCAUCAAGAUGAACAAAAGGCCUUAUUUUUUAUUUUAUUUAUUUAUUUAUUUAUUUAUUUUUUUUUUUAUAGUAACAGCACAUUAUUCACCUCACCUUUAAUCAGUGUGGAUUUUUAAUGUCUUGCUUUGGAAUUAUUCCGAAGUCAUGAAAGGAAGUGGUUGGGACAAUCAUUAUACACGUUGCCAAACAAUCUGUAAUGACCACCCCUAGUCAUUCUUGACUAUCUCCACCACAGUUUUUUUCUUUUAUAGGUAAACUUUUAGUGUUUUGAGAUACUGCAUACAUCCCUACAAGGAUUUUCUUAAGACCAAUUGGGCAUAGCCACACAAAAUAGAGAUUGUAAAUUUGUCUUUAAAUGAAUACCAAAUUCACCAGAAACCUGUUUCUUUUUUUCUAUAGCAUUCACUUCUUUGUUAAUGAAAAGAGCAGGUAAAUGUAAAUUGUAGCUUUUUGAGCGAAGUGCAGAUGGCUGACUAUUUUCUCUUGAAACUGUUUUGGUAAUGUUGCUGUUUCUUUUUCUCAGUGCCUCAUAUUUAAUAUAUUUUCUUCCUUCUAACUUUGUAUUCUUUAUGAGAGAUUUUCAUUGCUGCUCAUCAGUGUAAUGCCUUGUUUCGAAAUACUGAGGGACUGAUCUCAAAGAUGAUGCCAUGAGAGGGAGUGGAGUGGUAGGGAAGGAUGCCCAUAGCAUCCCAUUGUACUUUGCCUUAUCUAGUCAAACUACUCCCACAGUCAGUUCUUCCAUAUUAAUUUCAUACACUUUAUCAUAACAUUCAUUCAUCAUAGCUCAUUUUCCAUUCAGAUUAUUGACAUCUCUGUUGUCGUUAUCAGUGACUAUUGUGUUUUGCUCGCUGUCUAUAUUUCUGUCACAUAUCAGUACAAGUAAUAAAGUUUUGUCAGCAAGAUGAUUCUGAACUUUGCUAAAAUUUACAUGCCUUUCAACAAACUAUAUAUUGAGGAUUUCAGGCCUAUUUUUUCUUUAUUAUUAAGUUUGUUAGAAACUGGUCCCUAACAUAUGAAGUAAUUAUAUUUAAAUGUGCCUUGCUAUUUUUCUUUUUUUUUUUCUUUCUUUUUUUUUCCAUAACCUUAAAGAAAAAAAAACAUAUCAUGCUUCCUUUUGUUACCAUAAUCUACACUAAACCUGUACUUCUUUAUAAUAUAAUUAUUUAGACAGGUUCCUCGAUUUCCUUGAUUCACGACUUCUUGGAAAAAACAUAUAUCCACCACCAAACUUCCUGCUUUUAAAACCUCUUUAACUUCUCCAGACCUCAUCCUAUACUUCACGGGAUGUUGAUCAACAGAGUCUCCUUCAUCUACAUGAUGCCCUGGUUCCUUAUUAUUGUCACACCUAUUUUUCUGCCUCACCAUUUCAUUGUGGUAAGCUUGAUUCAAUUUACCAUUUUGGUCUAUACCUGGCUCUUGGUGCCUUUCAGUCUUUCCCUGCUAAGUCUUCAUAAAGAAUCUGCUUGCUUUCAAUUUCUCAUAAUCAUUAUCUUCUUUCCUUAUGAUUCUUCCACAACCUUGUCCCAUUUGAAUUCCCACCUGCAGUUGCACCAGUGUAAAAGGAAGUUAUGGUGAAAGAAUUAUUUCCUACAACAGCUCUUUCCAUCAAUUGAGCCAUUAGCCUUUCUAGGUUCAUUUAGUGUCUUCGUAUCCCAGAGUAUUGCAAGGAAAGCAUUUAAGCUUCUCUUUACAAAACAGUAGAUCUGUUAGAAUGUUUUAAGCUUAAAAUACAGGUAGGUUUCCAAAGCUCAUAAGAAAAAGGAGAAAAACCUGUCUAAUAAUGAGAUACAACCAAUUGUUACUAAUUUUCUUUAAAGAACACUGAAAUGGAAAUUUCAUUAUGCAAAGUAUGUUUAUGCUUUGUCAGUGAAUCACUAAUAUGAGAUACGAUAAAAAGUUUUGAGACCAUUUCCAUUGCAAACAAAUGAAGCAUGCACAUGUAGUAUUCCCAGGCAAAUCUUCCCUUGAGAUAGUAAGAAAUUGAUCUACAAAAAUAGAAUAAAAAUAGAUCAAUGCAUGAAUUGUGUGGUAAUCAUACAAUGUUGAUAUGGGAUUUAUCAAAGCAUAAAAUGUGAGUGUGAUAAAGAAGGGGAUAGAUCCCUUAUUAUUUCAGAUGACAGUUCCCUUUUAUUCACCUGAGUCCACACAAUCAGAGACAGACAGGAUAUGCUCUCAAAAAGGAGUUCAUUCCAGAUCACAUAUACUGUAGCUUUAAUUGUGAUUUGUGAAAGUGCCCAGUCUCGACUGGUCAGGUGUUUCAUAGGUGGACCAUAAAUUACAAGUGAUGGACUGUUUUUAAUAUUUGUCUUCCCCCAAGUGUUGUACCCUGAGAAUGUGAUCAUGUUUAAAAUUUUUUUUUCAUUUCAGUUCAGUGUAGAUUAGGUAUCAUUAUAAUCGUCAUCUGCAAACACUUAUGUGGUGUUACAUAGAUCUAUACAAUAUUCUGCAGCUCCAAAUUUGGCUUCUUGUUGUAAAAUAUUUGCUUAGCAAUACAUUCUAUAUGUAAAUGUAUGAAUGACUGAAUUUCCUUCAUGGUGGAGGUUAAUGGUACAUUAGGAAUUGAUUUUAUCAUAUAACAGAAGACGAUGUGGUGACCUCUAUCAUGUUUAUAUUGGGGUAAACUUAAUGCUGAUACUUUUCUGACAUGAUUAACUGAUUUGUGAGAGUACUAUGAUGUUUUUUUUUGCUGAAACUCCUGAAACUGUAAAUACUGCAUCAUGCCAGGGCCAAAACUGGUUUUAUUGCAGUAUUUUGACAGGGCCAAAAUUUGUUUUUAAAAAGUUCUACAUAUAUUGUAGUGAUUUCAUAUAGAUUUCUAUAUCAAAAAUAAUUUUGGUACACAUAAUUUACACAAUAGAAAAAAUCAUACUCCUCUUGUUGGCACAGUUUACACAUAAAAUUCACCAAAAAGCUGUGUUCAUCUGCUGUGUUCAUCAUGAGGGAGAAAAAUUGUGUUAUAUGAGACAUUCAUUAGUAAUCAUUCAACAUUUCUUUUCACACUAUCAUUUGUUGCUGUGCACUCAACUGAAUAUUUCUGAAGUAAAAGAUAUCUUUAGUGGAUGACUACUCCCUUUUUUAUAUUGUCAUCAUAUAUUGUGUUUGUAUUUAAUGAUAUUAUACUAUUAAGAUAUGUUAGUGCCAGAUUAAUUUUUUAUUUUUUAUUUUUAAUAAAUUUCUUAGAUAAUAAAAUUGACUCAACAUGA